Messenger RNA from Canis lupus familiaris (dog), 4360 nucleotides. RefSeq names its product Scm polycomb group protein like 4 (gene SCML4). Gene Ontology annotation, molecular function: protein binding. The record is from RefSeq and is a predicted model, not a curated record. Bases 512 to 1756 code for a protein of 414 amino acids. NCBI's taxonomy places the organism in Eukaryota, Metazoa, Chordata, Mammalia, Carnivora, Canidae. The transcript has 9 exons.
GAAAUUCAUUGCUGUAGCUAUGGUAAAUCGAGUUCUCUGCCCGUGCUGAAUGCAUUAGUCUAAUGAGAUGUUUGCAGCCGGAGAGCGGGGCUGCUGGGGACCGACUGUGAGCUCCUAGCGCGGCUGCGGGAGCAGCUUUUGUAACGGUGGCCGGUGGCCGGUGGCCGGUGGCCGCAGGUACCAAGAGCGCCUGGGCCUCCUGAGCCAGCCCUCCCGGCCCCGCGGAGAGCCCGAGCGGGGCUCUGGCGAACGAGCCGGAGGUGAGGGAGAUGCACAGGCAGAGGGGGUGCCACUGACUUGGGAUCCUGCUCCUUCUGCUGUCGCCACGACAGGUGACGCGUUGGCUGCGGCCGCCUGGGCCCGGUGCCACGGCGAGUGUCCCGGACCAGCAGGUAAAAACCUCAAGAUUCGGUCAAUUUAAGCAGAGAGUUUCAGUGGCUCAAGGUCAUCCGCACCUCUUCUGCCUGUGAGCGAUUUGUCACUUCCUUCUGUAAGCCUGGCACCAGCAGACAUGCAGUCUCAGAGGACCCCGGGGAGGAAGCGAGGCCGGCCCCCACUUCACUCAACACCCAUGAAGAUGGCAGUCCAUAACCUUUAUUCCGCUUCAGCUGGGUCUUUGCCAGCAGUGAAGAUCCCAAAGAAAAGAGGGCGGAAGCCUGGGUACAAGCUCAAGUCUCGGGUUCUUAUGACUCCUUUAGCCCUCUCGCCUCCACGAAGCACACCGGAGCCCGACCUCAGUUCCAUCCCUCAGGAUGCAGCCACCAUACCCAGCUUGGCGGCCCCACAGGCUCUCACAGUCUGUCUCUACAUCAACAAGCAGGCCAAUGCAGGGCCGUACCUGGAGAGGAGGAAGGUGCAGCAGCUCCCCGAGCACUUUGGGCCCGAGAGGCCCUCGGCGGUCUUGCAGCAGGCCGUGCAAGCAUGCAUCGACUGUGCCCACCAGCAGAAGUUGGUCUUCUCCCUGGUCAAACAGGGUUAUGGUGGUGAGAUGGUGUCAGUCUCGGCAUCCUUUGAUGGGAAGCAGCACCUGCGGAGCCUGCCUGUGGUGAACAGCAUCGGGUAUGUCCUCCGCUUCCUCGCCAAGCUGUGCCGAAGCCUCCUGUGUGAUGACCUCUUCAGCCACCAGCCCUUCCCCAGGGGCUCCAGGGGCUCUGAAGAAGCCCAGGAGAAGAAGGAAGGCAGGAUGGAGUCAGCAAAAACAGUCACCACUGAGGACUGCCUGGCGAACCCUGUAGGCAUGAACCGCUACAGUGUGGACCCAUCCGCCUCUGCCUUUAGCCACAGGGGCUCCUUGCCCACCUCCUCCUCGCUGUACUGCAAGAGGCAGAACUCUGGAGAUGGCCAUCUUGGGGGAGGCCUGGUCACCACUGCCAGUGGUCCCCGCUCCAGCCCCAUGUCCUCUGGAGGCCUCUUGGCACCUGGGCUGAGGCCCCCAGGCUCCAGCCCCAAGAGAAACGGGACCUCUCUUGAAGGAAACAGAUGUGCCUCGAACCCUUCCCCGGCCGGGCAGGACGCCAGGCGGCCGAGGAGCAGGAACCCUUCCACCUGGACCGUGGAGGAUGUGGUCCGGUUCGUGAAAGACGCUGACCCGCAGGCCCUGGGCCCUCACGUGGAGCUCUUCAGAAAGCACGAGAUCGAUGGCAAUGCUCUCUUGUUGCUGAAGAGUGAUAUGAUCAUGAAGUACUUGGGUCUGAAACUGGGACCCGCACUGAAACUCUGUUACCAUAUUGAUAAACUGAAGCAAGCCAAAUUCUGAAGGUUUUUAAAAGGACAGAAGCAAAGUCCAGACAACCGGUCUCAAGAUCAUCUGCCUUACCAACAUCCAAGCCACCUCCACAAGAUGGAUUUUCACCUGAAAAAUCACAGCCACAAAGACUUGGUCUUUUUAUUAAACGUGUGCAUCUCUGCCUUUUUAAAAAUUCAACGUGGCCCUUCUGAAAGGCUCCUCUGUGUUAAUGAUUUGCCAAAAAAAAAAAUAAUAAUAAUGGAAAGCCUAUUAUUUGAGCGUUUCUGAUAGGUUGGUUGCUCUUAGAAUGGGUCCUAUUUUUAUGAUGAGAGGUCAGGAAACCCAAUGCCACCGCCCAAGGAGAACCCUGGAGGGUUCCAACGAUGUGAGAAGAAAGAUCUUUGUCUCUACAGGGACACUACCACAGCACCACCUGUCUUUAACUCAGCCCCGGGGACCUAUCCCUGUGAGCCUUGCUUAAUUCAGCUCUGGAAGCUGUCUUCUGAGGAAACAUGCCUCACCUUGCACUAUCUGGAAAACUUGAAUUUUUUUGCUCUCUGAAAGAGAAAGGGAAAAAAAAAAAAUCUUUUCUAUUCCUUGUUAUUUGAAGUACUGUGUUGUCUCGCUAGAGGGCAGACUGCAAAUGAAGUUUCAGGACCCUCCCUGCAGCAGUAGCUGCUGCUUUGGCUCUCGGUGGCCGGGUUAGGGUCUCGGUGAGUAAGAUCUAACCUACGCAGACGGGGAGUUUCUUCCACAGUCAGUACCACAGAUUGCAACUUGGGAAGAAACACUCUUCUAGAACGUUCUAGCUCAUAGCCAGUCCUUAUCGACUGACCUGAGAUGCACAAGCAGCAAAGGCAAGAAUUUGGAAGUCUGUUCUUCCUGAAGGGAGUUCCUUCCCUUUCAGAGUCCUAACUGGGGUGUGGAUGUGUUGGCACGCUAAAGAGUCCUGGUGACAUUUAGCCACGGGUGUUUCUUUAAAAAAAAAAAAAAAAAGAGGAAGAAGAAGAAGGAAAAAAUGUUUGAGAUAAGCUUCGAAAUGAGAGAGUGAUUUCUAGUGACAUUGCUGGAUUAUGUAGUUGUAUCGCUGGCUAUUUUUUCUAGCUCUCAACAAAUACACAGAUAUGCUAUCAGUGCGUUUAAUUCCAUUUACAAAUAGGUUUUCCUUCUUCACCGUGAAUAAUAGGAAAAAAAUUGAUUUUUUUUACCCCUUCACAGUUGUGUUUAAGGAAGGACGAUGAAUCCCCGAGUUACUAGGCAGAGGGCAUCCUCAUCUCUCAUUCCUCUUUUUUUUUUUUCUCAUUCCUCUUUUUAUCCUUCUCCUUUCUCUCUUUCCCUCUUUUAUUCAUCUUCCCUUGCUGAAGAGGAAACAUAUCUUCAAAACGAAUUCACCUUUGACGCGGGCAUAUCCUCUUCCUUAAAAACAUUUGCAGUGCUGGAGGGGAGGGGAUGAAAACUAGGCCUUGCAAUCUCUGGGAGGGUGACAAUCAAAGAAAAUGCAGGGCCUCCCUUGGCCCAAAUGCAGAUGAGAAGCACACCUUCCUCUAUGGAGCAGGGUGGGCUUUCACCCCCCUCACCCCUCAACCAGGUGCCGGACAGGAGCUGUACAGCCUUGAGGGCAGCCAGGAGAGAUUUGCAUAGGGAUCUUCUAGAAGUCAGUUAGAACUUAGAGGAAGAUCAGAAGAAAGAGUCCAUGCCAUGCCGUCAGACCCGCUCUGAUGAGCAGUAUUUGAGAAAGCGCAUCAUAGCAAAAUAACUUUUUUGGACACACAAACGGUGGCUGGACCUAAAGCAUGACAGAGACAGGAAGGAGGACAAUGUCCUAAAUGUGCUCACUACUAGAGCUUGAGUCAUCAGGCUGUGCAAGAGCUUGGUGUCUGUUGCUUUCAACACCUGACAAAACUACCCUGAAUCAGGCCCCAGACAGAGUCCUCCAAGAUUUUUUUUUAAUUUUUAUUUAUGAUAGUCACACAGAGAGAGAGAGAGAGAGAGAGAGAGGCAGAGACACAGGCAGAGGGAGAAGCAGGCUCCAUGCACCGGGAGCCCGACGUGGGACUCGAUCCCGGGUCUCCAGGAUCGCGCCCUGGGCCAAAGGCAGGCACCAAACCGCUGCGCCACCCAGGGAUCCCCUCCAAGAUUUUAAAGUGAUAAAAUAUUUGUUCAUUGUAAGUGCUCAUGGCUGGUCCGGAGUUAGAUAAGUUCCCUCAAAAGGCCGUGGCUAGGUUACGUGUUCAGCACCGCCAGUGUGAAAAUGGUGAGAUCCAGAAAGCCCCCCCGACAACCCAUCCUCACUGUCUCCACCUGUGGCGUUUUUGCUCAGGCCUCUGAAGCUCCUGCCUCUUCCAUCAACAUAUACCUCUUGGAGAGACCUUCGAAGCUUCCUACCCACCCUCACGAGUGCCUCCCUCACUACAAAGCAUGAACGUUGGUGCCCCCGCCCACGAAUGAAAAUCACCCCCAAACAAGGUCAAGGAGAUACUUGGAGUAGUGUUUGGGGGAGAGAGAUUUUCUCAUCUCAAGUCUGGGAGAAAACUGGAUCCAUGUUCACGUGUAACUGCUGUCACCGAGGUGCGAUCUCAUUUUGCGUGAAACUUGAAGCAGGAGGACAGAUUGCUGGAGCCAUGAUAUUUAAGG